Messenger RNA from Cercopithifilaria johnstoni, 1059 nucleotides. NCBI's taxonomy places the organism in Eukaryota, Metazoa, Nematoda, Chromadorea, Rhabditida, Onchocercidae. The record is from the annotation of a GenBank genome assembly.
AUGUCCAUAAGGACAAAAAGGUAUGAAGAAGAGCGACAAUUAUCCUUCCAAGAUCAAAUUUCGACACAUAAACGGCAAUAUGGUUCAAUGAAAUUAUCACGCAGUCAAAAUCAGUACCAACGUUUAUAUGAUUAUCGGUACACAUAUCGUCAGCCAUUUCAAACGACAAGCAACUAUCAUUAUUAUUCGUUAAGUACUCGGCAAGUGUUGGCAAAUCAUGGAUAUGUCUUAGCAAAUUGUCCAAAACUCGGUUAUGGACGUUACAGCAAAGUAUGCGAGGGUAUACAUCUUAGAACUAAUAGGAAGAUUGCGAUUAAAAUAAUUGACACACGAAAAGUUACUCAAGAAUAUAAGUGCAAAUUUUUGCCACGUGAAAUUCAUACAUGGAAAAGUUUGAGGCAUCCAAAUUUGGUAGCUCUUUUCGGUGUCUUCGAAGAGGCUGGCAAAGUAUAUUUGCCGAUGGAACUUGCCGAAAAAAGUGAUCUUUUAACGUUUGUGCAACAAAACGGUGCGCAAUCGGAAUUGAUAGCUCAGAGUUGGAUGAAGCAACUCAUCUCGGCAAUUUAUUACAUGCAUAUGCGUUCAAUAGCACAUCGUGAUUUGAAAUUAGAAAAUAUCCUUCUAUUUGCUGAUAACUUCAUCAAAAUUGCUGAUUUCGGAUUCUGUCGAGAGAUACAAAAUGGUGAUUUAUCGCGAACAUUUUGCGGAUCGAAAUCUUACUCAGCCCCAGAAAUCCUUCUUGGUCAAGAGUAUAUACCAUUCAAAGCAGAUAUCUGGUCAUUAGGUGUUGUAGCAUUCGUGUUGGUUACUAAUCGAAUGCCAUAUAAUGAACGUGUUGCUAGUAAUACUAUUAUUGUCGAAGCACAACGAAACAGAACUUAUCGUUACUCGAAAAAACUACAAAUUAGUCAAAUAUGCCAAAGUACCAUCGACACCAUGAUGACAUUUGAUUAUCAUACACGGCCUGAUAUUCAACAAGUGAUGAACUUGCCCUGGUUUCGUCUAUCGAUAAUACCAACUGAUCGCAAGGAAAGUGGAUUCAGUUGUACCACCGUAUAA